Molecule: messenger RNA, 2115 nt
Organism: Saccharomyces cerevisiae S288C
Lineage: Eukaryota; Fungi; Ascomycota; Saccharomycetes; Saccharomycetales; Saccharomycetaceae
Gene: CCZ1
Product: Ccz1p
Exons: 1
Coding region: 1-2115 (704 amino acids)
Biological process (GO): vesicle-mediated transport
Cellular component (GO): multivesicular body membrane; vacuolar membrane; vesicle
Source: RefSeq, marked reviewed
AUGAGACUACACUAUAUUACGGUUUUUGAUCCAUCAAGAUCUACCAACGAAAAUGACACUUUCAAGCAGUUGCUGCUGUUCCAUUAUUUUGGCACUACUGAUUCAAUACCCUCUUUAAACGAAAAACUGUCCAUCAUAGGAGUAAUACAGGGCAUUUGGUCACUUACGAGUUCAUGCGUAAACAAGGACGGCGAAGAUUUAGAGAAAAUUAUUGAGCUGAACAAUGAUAUUAUUUUUUGUAUUAAGGUGGAAUCAAGAUUUUUCAUCAGUCUAGCAAUUUCGAAUAUCAGCGACGAUCAGAGUGCCAUACCUUUACAGUAUCUCAGUGCUUACUUAUGGCUUAGUUACAGGUUCUUCAAGCUACUCAAUGGGUCAUUCAGCGGAUUUAACAAGGACUUCCGCAAACUCACGGAUUUGUUGAACGAAUUCGUUAUUCCGUUCUGGAAUGAUAUUUAUUUGAAUCUAGAAACUGUAACGAAUAGAUCAUUUACUGUAAUGUGGCCUGGUUUUUAUAAAAGGGCAAAUUUUCAACAUUCCUCUUAUAAUCCUGGAGAAAAAAAUAAUGUCGAAGAGUCAUGGGACGCUAUAAUCUUGCAGAAUAUUCUUUUAGAUAAAAAGAGUUAUCUAGGACUAAAGGACAUUUUGGUUUACCACCUACCAAAGCGCACCAAAGCGGCUAAUAGGGAGUCUAUGGGAACAAAAACUUAUGGACUAGUAAGGAACUUUACCAGUGACCUGAACACAUUACCAGAUAUCUCAAAUUGGCUAUAUCAUUUGCACUGCACCUAUGGUGAAAUAUCAAGUCAUAUAUUAACAGGAAAUGUCCAUUUUAAAGAGGAGCUACAAGUAGAAGAAGAACAAGAGCGAAGUCGUGAUACAAACGGAAGAGACGAAGAGGAAUCACAGGAGCAACAGCGACGGGAGCACCAAGAGACUACGCAAAACAAUACAAGCGAACUCUCUCUAUCGGAAAGAGUGAUACACAACGUAACACUCCCCAUUUCUUUUGCAUACGACGCUAUACAUGAAGUGAGUACCACGACUGGUGUUUCGGGUAGCUUAUCCAUGAUAAUGGACUAUGUACCGAAGCCCCAUUGGCCGUUCAUUUCAUCCUCUAACAAAAGUGCCGACAAAAAUAAUUACUCAAAUAGCAAUGAUAACGCAAAUUCGAAUGCCCCACUGAUGGCGCAAUCAGAGGCUGUUGGAGGGACGAUAGGCAACUCGAGAUUUGGUUUCCUAAUUUCCCCAUUGAAUUCAGACCUGUUGCCAUCAUCAUACCAAGCCCUGAAACUGAAUUUGAACUUUGAAAACUCCAAAGACAAGGAGGAUUUUUAUAAUUGCCUAUUUUGGUACUUUGAUGAUUUUUUAAUUGUAAUUGUCUGUGAUCCGGACUUCAACAAGAUUUGUGAAAGAGACUAUCUAAAGGACUUGAGCUUCCAAUUGUGUCAGAGUAUGGAAUGCCUAAACAAUGAGAUUUUAAACUCUCAAAAUUGCGAUAACGUGGAAUCCUUUGCUUAUGUGAUCAGAGAUAACGUCACCAAAGAAAUCGACUCGUCCGUUCCAUUUGGGUCUCCAAAAUUUACUUCGGAUGAAAGCAUUUCAACUUUACAACUAGCAAUUAACGGUAUAGAUCAGUUCAUUAACGAUAAUUCAAAUUCCCUAUCGCUUGCUAAUUGGAAUCCAAUAACUAUUAUGGGUGGCUCAAAUGCUAUCAGCAAAAAAAAUACUACAGAAGGAUUUGGAAACGGGGUAAACGAUAAGACUCAAAAAUUCAAAAGAAAAUAUCUGAAUUUCUUGAAUUUAAUGAGCGCAGAAAAGUUAUGGGACUUACAGGUUGACGUCUUACAGUUCUUGACUAGUUUACAGAACUCAAAGAGAGACCCAGAUUAUUUUCAGGAGGAGAGGUUAUUAAAAUUGAACAAUGGUGUUUUAUGCUAUAUCAAAGAAAACAAUUCAAACUUAAUUAUUAUUAUUAAAAACUGGUUUCAAAAUAACGGCACGUCAAAGGCUGCAAAACAAAGGAACCGUUUUAGUUCAGAUUCCUCUAAGGGAAGUUCAUUGUUUCAAAGUUUAGGUCGUGACGUGACUGACUGGUGGGAAUCCAGGGAAAUUUAA